Messenger RNA from Parnassius apollo (apollo), 441 nucleotides. The record is from the annotation of a GenBank genome assembly. Lineage: Eukaryota; Metazoa; Arthropoda; Insecta; Lepidoptera; Papilionidae.
AUGAAUGUGUUGACCUAUUCAGAGUUUUGUAACAUUGUGGGUGAAUCAAUUCUUGAAAAAUGUGGAACAGUCUCGUCCAUUUUAGAGUCAGAUGAUAACUUUUUUGCAAUUUACAAUUUAUGGCAAACAUUUGAGGCUGCAUCGGAAAACAAUAAUAAUUAUAGAAUUAAUAAUGACGUGGACCGUGGCCCUUUCGAAAUCGUAGAAGACAAUUAUGUGACUGAUAUUAUAGAAGAUGACGAAACCCCUAGGAUGAUUCUUGAUGAAUUUACAGACCAUUAUGUGGAAAGAAUAAAAGCAAAACAGUUAAAAAAGAUUGAUGAAGAAGCUGCAAAAGAGGAAAGAAAGAGACUAAGAGAAGAAAAGAAGAAGGAAAAAGAGAACAGUAUACCUAAGAGAAAAUCAAGAAAAAAAGUGAUGGAAAAAGCAAAACAAAGAUAA